CUUCCAGUUUCCCGGCGUGCUUAGGGCGCGCCAAAUGGGAGGGGGAGACGCAAGAUGGCGGCAGCCGCGAACUCCGGCUCUAGCCUCCCGCUGUUCGACUGCCCAACCUGGUGAGUGGCGGGGCGGCCAGGGCUAGAGUGGCCCGGCCGGAGCUAGCCUGGGCUGGAAGGGCGGCUCUUUUUUUACUUUUCUGCUGCGAGCCGAACGGCUCAGAAACCCCGGAAUGGUUGAGGAAAAACUGUUUGCUGCACCGGGCCGGGCGACGUGUUGAAGAACCGAGAGCCUGGAGCCCAGGCCCAGGAACUGAAGAAACCCGGGGUUGGGGGCUCAAAGGCGCUCACUUAGGCAGCCCCUUUGAGCGAUUAGCCAGUCGCCGGAGCGCUUCGAGGCCUUGGCCCGAACUUACGCCCAACUCUUGACUGAGUGCCUGGUGCUCUCGUGGAGCAUCGCAUCUGGCCCCUUCCUGGCAGGUAAGCCCCCUCCCGGUUUACAUCUGGAUGUAGUCAAAGGAGACAAACUAAUUGAGAAACUGAUUAUUGAUGAGAAGAAGUAUUACUUAUUUGGGAGAAACCCUGAUUUGUGUGACUUUACCAUUGACCACCAGUCUUGCUCUCGGGUCCAUGCUGCACUUGUCUACCACAAGCAUCUGAAGAGAGUUUUCCUGAUAGAUCUCAACAGUACACACGGCACUUUCUUGGGUCACAUUCGGUUGGAACCUCACAAGCCUCAGCAAAUUCCCAUCGAUUCCACGGUCUCAUUUGGCGCAUCCACAAGGGCAUACACUCUGCGCGAGAAGCCUCAGACAUUGCCAUCGGCUGUGAAAGGAGAUGAGAAGAUGGGUGGAGAGGAUGAUGAACUCAAGGGCUUACUGGGGCUUCCAGAGGAGGAAACUGAGCUUGAUAACCUGACAGAGUUCAACACUGCCCACAACAAGCGGAUUUCUACCCUUACCAUUGAGGAGGGAAAUCUGGACAUUCAAAGACCAAAGAGGAAGAGGAAGAACUCACGGGUGACAUUCAGUGAGGAUGAUGAGAUCAUCAACCCAGAGGAUGUGGAUCCCUCAGUUGGUCGAUUCAGGAACAUGGUGCAAACUGCAGUGGUCCCAGUCAAGAAGAAGCGUGUGGAGGGCCCUGGCUCCCUGGGCCUGGAGGAAUCAGGGAGCAGGCGCAUGCAGAACUUUGCCUUCAGCGGAGGACUCUACGGGGGCCUGCCCCCCACACACAGUGAAGCAGGCUCCCAGCCACAUGGCAUCCAUGGGACAGCACUCAUCGGUGGCUUGCCCAUGCCAUACCCAAACCUUGCCCCUGAUGUGGACUUGACUCCUGUUGUGCCGUCAGCAGUGAACAUGAACCCUGCACCAAACCCUGCAGUCUAUAACCCUGAAGCUGUAAAUGAACCCAAGAAGAAGAAAUAUGCAAAAGAGGCUUGGCCAGGCAAGAAGCCCACACCUUCCUUGCUGAUUUGAUAUUUUUGGUCAUGGAGAAGGGUGGGAUUGGGUGGGAAUGGGGUGGAAGGGUGAUGGGGAGCUAAUGAACUAGGGAGAAAAACUUUCCAUGUGUGCGGUAUCGUCUUUCAGAAUGUCUCCUGGCAUCCUAACCAUGUAAUAUGACAAUUGGGGGUGGGGUUGAAAUAGCCCAUAAAGACCUGUCUUCACAACACUUGCAUUGUAGAGAAAGGCUUCUUAUAUCCUUUUCAAUAGACUGCCCUGGCUCUUUCCUAGGCCUUCCACUACCUCCUUUCUUUCUCCCACUUUCUAGGAUCAUUUUUAUGUAAAGUCACAUAUCCCAGGCCCUCAGGUUGAAUCCAGAGCUGUAGAGGUUACAGUAGCAUCACCAGCCUUGGGGGUCCAGAGCCUAAUUUAUAUUCACUAUCCUUCCAAGUCCCGGGUAGCAGAAGGGUUGCCAUAGAUCUCAGUUUGAUCAAAAAGAAGGCUUAGAAUUCUGCAGUUAAGCUGAGGUUUAAACUAAAAAAUGUUUCCUUGGGUCAGUGGUUUUGAGGUCCAGUAGCUAGGCUUUUCUCUUUUGUCCUUCCUGUUGGAAUGAAAACAUUUCGAUUUUCCUUCAUCUGUGACUGGUGCCAUAGACACAGGUUUAUAGUUUUAACUUACAGUAUUGUUUGAAAUUUACCUGUUUUUCUUGUCAAACCUGAGCACUCCUCCUGCUGAAGUUUCUUAUUUAAUUCCAGAGUACUGUCCUCUACUCUAAGGCAUUACUUUUAAGUGUAUUAUGAAGGCAGUUUUCAAAGGAUAUGACCAGUUGGGGUAAUUCAAAUUAAAAAGGAAAAGAUUUGUUUGGAAGUAACUGGUGUCUCUAAGAGGAAUUUUUAGAUGUCAGUUUGGAGGCUCUUUCCCCCCUCAAUUGAGAGCUCUUGUUAUUCAGAGCUCCAAGACUAGACCUGGCUAACAAACAUAGGAGACAAAGUUAGGAAACAUUGAUACAAGCUUUGUACAGAGAUUUGUACAUUUGUGUAAUAGGCCUUUUCAUGCUUUAUGUGUAGCUUUUUACCUGUAACCUUUAUUACAUUGUAAAUUAAACGUAACUUUUGUCAUUUGGGUGCAGGCUGUGAAUUUGUCUCUCAGUCACUGAUUGCCACUGCCAUCUGGAAAUGUUUGCUAAAGGCACAGUCACUGGGCUUGGGAGGCAAUGCUCCAUCCCCAUUAUAUUACAAAUAAAGAUGCCCUAAAUGAGUGUGGAAA
This is a messenger RNA of Homo sapiens (human), 2695 nucleotides long. It is a transcript of the gene PPP1R8, whose product is annotated as protein phosphatase 1 regulatory subunit 8. The transcript has 7 exons. Gene Ontology annotation, cellular component: nucleus; nuclear speck; cytoplasm. The record is from RefSeq and is marked reviewed. NCBI's taxonomy places the organism in Eukaryota, Metazoa, Chordata, Mammalia, Primates, Hominidae. Gene Ontology annotation, molecular function: protein phosphatase regulator activity. Bases 836 to 1465 code for a protein of 209 amino acids.